Messenger RNA from Stegastes partitus (bicolor damselfish), 1710 nucleotides. It is a transcript of the gene abhd4, whose product is annotated as abhydrolase domain containing 4, N-acyl phospholipase B. Gene Ontology annotation, molecular function: phosphatidylcholine lysophospholipase A1 activity; lysophosphatidic acid acyltransferase activity. Lineage: Eukaryota; Metazoa; Chordata; Actinopteri; Pomacentridae. Gene Ontology annotation, biological process: lipid homeostasis; phosphatidic acid biosynthetic process. The transcript has 8 exons. The record is from RefSeq and is a predicted model, not a curated record. Gene Ontology annotation, cellular component: lipid droplet; mitochondrion. Bases 132 to 1232 code for a protein of 366 amino acids.
CAGCUGACGUUGGAGUUACAAAACAUUGGAAAUUAGCAUUCCUGCAGCCUAAUGUACUUUCAAAGCAGACUCGCACGAACGUGUUGUCAACAGUGAUUUACGUGAUUGUUGUGACCGGAUUAUGCCAACCGAUGGAACCGGCUACGACCACAGCUCCCAUGCAGACCGACAGUCCGACUGAGUCAAAUUCAAUCUGCAACUGGUGGCCGUCUUGGCGUCCAACCUCGAUGUCCCUUUUGAAGACGACAGAGUCCAAGAUUCUCGCUUGUAUUCAGAAUGACCUAUGGGCCAGGUUUGUGACCCUAUCAAACCAGGACCGAAUAUGGACCCUGACUGUCACCAACAAGACAGUUCGCAAACCUGCAGAACAAGCACCUAAGACUCCUCUGGUGAUGGUCCACGGCUUUGGAGGAGGGGUAGGACUGUGGAUCAGGAACCUGGACGCCCUGAGCAGGUCGCGGCCCGUCUACGCCUUCGACCUGCUGGGGUUCGGCAGGAGCUCCAGGCCUGCUUUCCCCUCCGAUGCUGCCAAGGCUGAGGAGCAGUUCGUCGACUCCAUUGAGCAGUGGAGGCAGUCUGUAGGUCUGGAGAACAUGAUUCUGCUGGGACACAGUCUCGGAGGAUACCUGGCCACGUCCUACGCGAUCCAGUACCCUUCUAGAGUGUCGCACCUCAUCUUGGUGGACCCCUGGGGUUUCCCUGAGCGACCCAAGAGCCAAACCCAGACCCAGGAUGAUGAAGGUCAGGCGAAGAGGCAGUCCCCUCCCCGCUGGGUCAAAGCUAUUGCAUCAGUUGUUUCCCUCUUCAACCCGCUGGCUGUCAUCAGAGCAGCAGGUCCAUGGGGUCCGGGGCUGGUGAACAGAUUCCGUCCUGAUUUCAAGAGGAAAUUCGAAGAUCUUUUUGAAGAUGACACCAUGACGCAGUACAUCUACCACUGUAAUGCACAAACCCCGAGUGGAGAGGUGGGUUUCAGGGCCAUGGCCGAGUCCUUGGGCUGGGCCAAGAAGCCCAUGCUGGAGCGUGUUAGUCAGCUGCCCCCCUCCAUGCCCGUCACCAUGCUGUAUGGAGCGCAGUCCUGGGUGGACAGCUCAUCUGGGGACAGAGUGGAACAGAUCAGGGGCCAGGCCCACACCAGAGUGCUGCUGAUAAACGAAGCCUCCCACCACGUUUACGCCGAUCAGCCAGAAGAAUUCAACAGAGUGGUCAAUAAAAUAUGUAAAACCGUUAACUGACCGCGAUCGCGUGGGAGUCUCCAGGGACUGAAUUGUACAUAUCGACUCUUCAUCGCGGCGGUUUUGGCGCUGCGACCUUUGCAUGUGAAGCACGCUGGACGACGGGCGGGUCAAGAUACCAUGAAUGUUAUCACGUUCAGAAUCGUAUCUCGUAUAAUUUCUGUGUAUUUAGUAUUGAGAGUAAAUUUAUUUAUACACACGAUCGCGUUCAUUUGUUGAUAAAUGUCCACACGGAGCAAUAACCACUCAAUCCAGUGCUGAAUCAUGUUGCAUUGUUGUAUAUUUUUAAGCACAAGGUGUCACGUACAUCUCUGUGAUUGCACUGGGUUUGUUUAUUACGGAGCUACUGAAUCAUACUUAAACAUGUGCCUGACAUUAUGUUCUUUGAUCCCGGGUGUUUUUUUCCCCCCCACUGUAUCAAACAGCUGUCUGUAUUUUAUACCUUGAAGCCAAUUAUUAAAAGAUAUUUGUCAAAGUA